Molecule: messenger RNA, 908 nt
Organism: Parasteatoda tepidariorum (common house spider)
Lineage: Eukaryota; Metazoa; Arthropoda; Arachnida; Araneae; Theridiidae
Source: RefSeq, a predicted model, not a curated record
UUUCUGCAUUUUCUACUACACGUGCUUUUUAAUAAUUUUUGUAAAUAGCAUUUAUUUUUAAUUGUAUAAAGUAACGUUUAUGAUAAGCUAUAAGCUGUUAAAAAACUACAAAGACAAUGACAGACAUUUAAUUGUCAGCACAAACUUCCUACGUUUAAAUAAUAUUCGUCAAAAUGUAUUUUUCGUAAGAAUUUCAGAUAAUUUAAGAGUAAAAAUAAUUAAGUUAGACGCAAAAUAAUGGAAAAAGUUCGCAGACCAUUAUUGAAAGUUAUACUUCUAGGGGAUUCCGGUGUUGGAAAAACGUCUUUAAUGCAUCAAUACAUAAGCAAGAAAUUUACUAGCGUUUACAAAGCCACGAUUGGAGCUGAUUUCUAUACCAAAGAUGUCGUCGCCAACGGUAAGACAGUAACACUGCAAAUAUGGGAUACAGUUGGCCAAGAAAGAUUUCAAUCGUUGGGCAUUGCGUUUUAUAGGGGAGCUGAUUGUGUAGUUCUUGUUUAUGAUGUAACAAUGCAGUCCUCAUAUCAAGCCCUAGAAGUUUGGAAAGAUGAGUUUUUAAUCCAUAGGGCUCCAAAAGAUCCCAGAAAUUUUCCAUUUGUUGUGCUUGGUAAUAAAGUGGACUUAGGAAACAAAAUUCGCAAGAAAGUUGAUAUACAGCAAAUUAUGAUGUGUGAUUAUACAGUGCCGUCCUUCUUGACGAGUGCUAAAGAUCGGACGAACAUAAAGGAAGCUUUUGAUUGUGUUGCUAGAAUGGCGAUGAGUCAAGAAAAGGAUGAUUACUUAUUCAACACAAUGCCGGAAGAAAUAACAAUAAAUCCUAAAGAGGAAGAUUGGAAUUAUAAAUGUUUGUGUUAAAUAUUUUAUUGGAGUGAAGUUUGAUGCGUUUGAAAUAAAUAUACUGAAUGAUA